This is a messenger RNA of Blumeria graminis f. sp. triticale, 3606 nucleotides long. The record is from the annotation of a GenBank genome assembly. NCBI's taxonomy places the organism in Eukaryota, Fungi, Ascomycota, Leotiomycetes, Helotiales, Erysiphaceae.
AUGGACGAUCUCGAAUCAUUAGAGCUUCUUUCAUUAGUAUCUAAGGUCACCUCUGAGCUUCAGAACUACCUAGGAAUUAGUGACAAGACCCUCGCUGAGUUUAUAAUUGCACAGCAUUCAGAAUGUAAGAACAUUAAAGAAUUUGGGAACAAGCUAGAGGAGAUGGGUGCAGAAUUUCCACAUAGUUUGAUUGAAAGUAUCGAUCGAUUAGUAAAAGCGUUGCAUCCAAGGUACCAAGGGAAACUUCACAACGAUAACAAUGGGAUAAAGAAAGAAGAAAAGUCCAAAGUCUUCAAGGGUCUAGCUUUGCCUGACAAAGAGAUUCCCUGGAAAGGCGAGCUUAAUGACUUCUCUGAAGACAAUAAAGUUAAGAGCGAACCAAAUGCUAUUGAUGACACUCUCGCGCUCUUAGAAGACUUGGAAUCAAAAUCCAGGCCAGGUAGACCAGCAAGAACGAACCACAAGAGGAGUCGAAGCCCUGAUGAUGUGUACAACAGAAGAACGGCAAGAAAAGAUAGAAUCAGGUCACGAUCAACAUCUAGGGAUGGUAGGCGAUUAAGAAGGAAAGGUUUAGAGGAAAGGGAUGAAGAUGAAUUUGGCCGCUCACGUCCAAGUAACAAACAUACCCAUCGAAGUGACGAUACAGCCGAUUAUAUCAAGCAAGCGCCAUUUUCGAAAGUCGAUAAUUUCCCUGUGGAAUUCAACAUCUACGAGGGCCAUGUUACCGGCGUCAAGGAUUUCGGAUGCUUUGUCAACAUACAUGGCGUGAAGGGUAAAGUAGAUGGAUUAGUACAUGUUUCUGCAAUGGUUGAGGGUCAGAGAAUCAGUCAUCCAUCAGAUCUUGUAGCCAGAGGUCAGGUUGUCAAGGUCAAGGUUAUUAAGAUUGAAGGUUCUAGAAUUGGUCUAUCUAUGAAGGAAGUUGAUCAAGAAACCGGCAGAGAUUUAGCUCCCCAGACGCAGAUGAAGUCUGGCGCUAAUGCAGAACAGUUGGGUGGAAAAAGAAAUGGACAGGAUCUCCUAGAUGACUCAGGCUUCGUGAUUGAAAAUCAAAUCAACGGCCCAUAUAAAGCUAAAAAGCGCAUGACGUCUCCAGAGAGAUGGGAAGUACGUCAGCUCAUUGCAUCUGGAGUUGUGAAGGCAUCAGACUAUCCGGAAUUAGACGAGGAAUACAAUGCAACUUUAAAUGGAGAUGGUGGAAUGGAAUUAGAGGAGGAGAUUGAUAUUGAAUUACGAGAAGAAGAACCACCUUUUCUGGCAGGCCAAACAAAACAAUCACUCGAGCUGUCGCCAAUUAGAGUUGUCAAGGCUCCCGAUGGCUCCAUGAAUCGAGCUGCGAUGGCAGGCACAAAUCUAGCAAAAGAUAGGCGUGAAUUGCGACAGCAGCAAGCACAAGAUAAGGCUGCUGAAGAAAGUUCCAAAGUUGACUUAUCGUCACAAUGGAAUGAUCCCAUGGUUCAGGCAGAAGAUAGAAAAUUUGCUAGCGACCUCAGAACAGCAAAGCCUGUACCAACCAACGAGGUAGUGCCGGAAUGGAAGAAGGUGACGCAAAAUAAAAAUCAGUCAUUUGGUCGAAGGACGGACAUGACUAUCAAACAGCAAAGAGAGUCAUUACCCGUCUACAGAUUUCGAACAGAACUUAUCAAGGCUGUGCAUGAGAACCAACUCCUCAUUGUUGUCGGCGAUACAGGAUCCGGAAAAACGACACAGUUAACUCAAUAUCUUGCAGAAGCUGGUUUUGCAAACAAUGGUAUUGUAGGAUGUACUCAACCUCGUCGAGUUGCCGCCAUGUCUGUUGCAAAACGCGUUGCCGAAGAGGUAGGCUGCACGCUUGGCCAGGAGGUUGGAUAUACUAUUCGUUUCGAGGAUAUGACUUCAGCAGUUACUAAGAUCAAGUAUAUGACUGAUGGUAUGCUGCAACGGGAAAUCCUGAUGGAUCCGGAUCUGAAAAGAUAUUCAGUAAUCAUGUUGGAUGAAGCUCACGAACGCACCAUAGCGACCGAUGUACUUUUUGCAUUAUUAAAAAAAACCAUUAAGCGACGUCCAGAUCUAAAGAUAAUAGUAACCUCCGCCACUCUUGAUGCUGAUAAGUUUUCGGCUUACUUCAACGAAUGUCCCAUAUUUUCAAUCCCAGGACGAACAUUUCCUGUCGAAAUAAUGUACUCUCGAGAGCCAGAAUCUGAUUAUUUAGACGCGGCAUUGGUAACAGUCAUGCAGAUACACUUGACAGAACCGCCGGGAGAUAUUUUACUUUUCUUGACAGGUCAGGAAGAAAUCGACACGAGCUGUGAAAUACUUUUUGAGCGAAUGAAAGCCCUUGGACCCAGUGUUCCUGAACUCAUUAUUCUUCCAGUGUAUUCGGCCUUACCUAGUGAAAUGCAAAGUAAGAUUUUUGACCCGGCGCCCCCUGGAAGUAGAAAGGUAGUAAUUGCAACGAACAUCGCUGAAACUUCUAUCACAAUUGAUCAUAUCUAUUAUGUUAUUGAUCCAGGAUUUGUCAAACAAAAUGCAUACGAUCCUAAACUUGGCAUGGAUUCGCUUGUAGUCACACCUAUCUCCCAAGCCCAAGCUAAGCAGCGUGCUGGUCGUGCAGGAAGAACUGGGCCUGGAAAGUGCUUUCGUCUUUACACUGAAGCUGCGUUCCAGUCUGAAAUGCUACCAACAUCUAUUCCAGAAAUCCAGAGGCAGAAUUUGUCCAACACAAUCUUGAUGCUUAAAGCUAUGGGUAUAAAUGAUUUGUUACACUUUGACUUUAUGGACCCUCCGCCAACGAACACGAUGUUGACGGCUUUGGAGGAACUAUAUGCCCUAUCUGCCUUAGAUGAUGAAGGUUUGCUGACCCGGCUUGGCCGUAAAAUGGCCGACUUUCCCAUGGACCCUUCGAUGGCCAAAGUUGUAAUUGCUGCUGUUAACCUUGGAUGCUGUGAAGAGAUUCUAAGUAUCGUUGCAAUGCUUUCAUUGCCAACCGUAUUCUAUCGACCUAAGGAGAAGCAGGCUCAGGCUGAUCAAAAAAAAUCCAAGUUUCAUGAUCCUCACGGCGACCAUCUAACCUUGCUCAAUGUAUAUAAUUCAUGGAAGCAAAAUAAGUUUGCAAACCCUUGGUGCUUUGAGAAUUUUAUUCAAGCUCGAUCGAUGCGUCGGGCAAAAGAUGUUCGUGAGCAAUUGGUAAAUAUAAUGGAACGGUACAAACAUCCUAUAGUGUCAUGCGGUCGAGAUACUCAGAAAGUUCGGCAAGCUCUUUGCAGUGGCUUCUUUCGGAAUUCUGCUCGUAAAGAUCCACAAGAAGGAUAUAAGACGUUGAUUGAAGGGACUCCCGUGUACCUGCAUCCCAGCUCAGCCCUAUUCGGAAAGCAAGCUGAAUGGGUCAUCUACCAUACUUUGGUGCUCACUAGCAAAGAAUAUAUGCACUGUACUACAUCUAUAGAGCCUAAGUGGCUAGUUGAAGCAGCACCAUCAUUUUUCAAGGUUGCUCCAACUGACAAGCUUAGCAAGAGGAAAAAGGCGGAACGAAUUCAGCCGCUGUACAACAAAUUUGCCACCGAAGAUGACUGGCGUCUAUCUGCGCAAAAGAGACAGGGUAGAGGAGGUGGCGGCGGAACCUGGGGCUAA